CGGAGAUGUGACGAACGUCGUGCGGGAAUGUGUGAAUUCGAUUUUAAGUUCGUUUUGUUAACUUAAUUUAUUGCCCUUUAUAUAUUGGUGUCACGAUAUCUGAAAUGUUUGUAGUGCUCGGCGUGUUUUUUCUUGACAGACUGAAUUGUGCGUGCCUCCUGUGUCUACACAAGUUGUUAUUCGUUUUACUCUUCGAACAUAGUGUCAAACUGAAUGAGAACGGUUGUGAUAACUUUAGUGAUUACUUUGUAGUAAAGAGUAGAAUAGUGUUCUGUGAUAUGCCGAAGAUUUGUGAUCUUCUGUUUACAACGAAUGUCGCAAUAGUGUUUUCAGCCCAUGAGUCGUGUAGACUCGAAGGCAAAUAAGUGUUUUGUGUUCCCAACGUUAUGACGGCAGUUAGUAUGCUGUCACAGUGGUUUUACGUUUUCAUUUACAUCGCCGCUAACAUAAAAUACUGAUCAACGAAAGCGAGGCCUUAGUUACUACUACUAGAAGACCACAUCAACGAAGCAAUAAUGGGUUAGACUAACUAUAUGUACAUAUAUAAACAGAAAUAUAUUUUUGCGUCAUAACCUCUAACGUGCUGUAGCAUGCAGUUUCUGUUUACGUAAUUUCACUUAUUGAAUGGUGAUUGAAUACCACACACAAGUGUUCUAGAGAAGAAUGAUACAUAAAAUGGCUGAACCUGCCAAGGUGUGCUGUUUACUGAAGUAACGUGGCUGAAAUGGAUGAUGGAUCACAAAAACUGCUGGAUGUAAUUGAGAAUGGCAGUAGGUCCAUCACACCUCAUGAGGCACAUCCAAUGACUACCAUUUGCCUAGAACAGCGUACUGAACUCUGCUGGUCAUGGAAUCCCCAGCUUGGCACAUAUCUGGUGAUCCAACAGCUCUCGAGUCAUUUUUGGGAAUUGCAGCUGCAGGGGGUGCUUCAGGUGCCAACAGUAACCUCUCUCGGUCAGUUGCUGCACCAGUCCCCGUGUCGACGCAACAUUUUGUCCUCACUCCAAUUUCACAUUCGCCACAUGCACUUCCGGCAAAUAUUUCUUGACUCUUCCAACAACUUGUGCCUGGAAACUUCUGGUAUUCAGAUUGGGAGUUCCAGAAUGCCAUCUGGGCCAUCCGGUGCCCCUGUUGGACCUCCAGCACUCGCUCAAGCGGUUUCUGCAAGUUCAAAUGUUUCCGGAUCCUCUAGCAUAGCGACAGUACUUAAUAAUUCGAACAUUCCUGUCGGAUCUAGUGGUGUUUCCAAUAUACUUGUCGGUCCACCUGGUACAGUCUUUACUUCGGCAAAUUUAUCACUCUCACAAAUGACUGUACCUCAAAGCACUACUGCGUCUCCGAGUUCACCGUUCUCCAUUCCUACAAGGUCACCGCACGCACCCCCUACUCCAUCUCCGAGCCCACUUCCGAGGAGAUCACCUGCACCCCAGCACCCUCCGUCACCUGCUCCUUCUCCGUAUCACGUGCAGCUGCAGUCUCCUCAAAACAGUGCUGCCACAGCGACAGCUGGUUUUGUCCUAUCUGCAACUGCCCCGCAGGCAAAUUUGGUGAAAGACAUUAUCACCAGUUUACCUCUACUACAGCCACCAUCCUUGAAGACUGUACAGGGCUCUAACAUUAAUGCUCCGCUGACAGCUGGUAACUACAGUGUAGGGAAUUCUGUAAAAGAGGGUUUCAGAAGUGUGCACCAGCAAACUUCAACUGUCGUUUUACCCCAGAGACUGUCUGCGGCUACUGGCAACAGUUUGCAGUCUCCGCAAAAUGCGAGUUCUCCACCGUCUGUCCAAUCAUUUGUCAAUCUCCAGACACCACAGCCUGUUCUGAUAUCCCAGUCUGCGAGCCUGCAGGCUUGCCCGGGCAGCCAGGUGUUGACCCACGGUGCCAAGAACAGCAGUCCUGUCGGUCCAGCUACUAGUGGCAGUGGGCCUCUUACACCAGCUGGGGCUCUCACUCCAGCACCAUCUCCGUCUCCCCAGCAUCGCACUGUGCACAGCCCUGUUAUUCGAUCGACAACACCAACUCCUGUUAUACAUCAGGCAUUGCCAGCAGGCUUAGCAAUACCUGGUGCACAACAGUUUCCCGCAGUGAUGUCGCAGGGCGGUACAGCUGUUCUGCAGACUACCAAUCAUCAGCUAGUUCAGAUCAUUCAUCAGUCUGCUGCUGUGCAAGGUGCAAGCUUUCCAGCACAUACACAGAUUAUAACAACAGGUGGUGCUGCUGCCCCCGUUCACCUUCACUCGGCAGCGGCGGCUGCUGCAGCCAAUGCAGGUGCAGCUGCUGCCGCUGCCAAAACCAAACAGCCACCACAAAUUUUGCCUAAACCACCAGGAACUUCGAGUCUGACUGCAAGUUCGGGACAUGUAAAAAUUCCAAAUGUAGCAACACCACCUCAUCAAGGUUUACAUACGCAGAAUCACAGUACAGCAGGAACUCAAGUCGUCAUUGGUCAAACAAAUCAAGCGGCAAUGAUACCAACUGCACAGGGAGGAACUCUGCUACUUAAUCAGGUUCUAAGGCUUGUAGCAGCACAGGGUACAGUGCAACUGCAGUCAAUUCAGACACCUAGUGGUCCCACACUUAUUGCAGUCCCAUCAGGCUCAGCAUUGAGUUUUCAGCCGGUGUCUCAACUUACUUCACCACAGCAACCGCAGACUCAGUCACAGCAAACAUCCAAAUUAACAAAUCAGCAUGUGUCUAUACAGACAUCAAAUACCAUUCUUCCAGCUGUCUUAAAUAAUAUUCCACAAUCCUUCCAGCAGAAUGCAUCAAGAACAAGUCUCCAGAAUAAUGCAGCAGUUACCAACUUGAACCUUAAUGUGCACAAUUUGAGUCUGAAUGUUACAAAUGCAAAUUCUGCAACGUGCUCUCAUAAUAGUGAUAUUUCAGGAGACACUUUACCAUCCUGCCAGAGUUGUUCUGUCACUCAGCAGACCCCAAAUAGUUCAAAUAUUGUGUCAGAUUCGCCUGUAAAUGUGAACUUGAAUGUGAAUGCAAGUGAAAGUGCUUCAAAGAGGAACUCACCCAGUGGACUUCAUAAUACUCCUGAGGUGGCUAAAGAAAAUAUAGAAACAGUUAAUAUUAGAGAAUCAAAUGGAAACCAAAUGGCGGCUCCAACUCCUCUGCCUCUAAACAGGAAAAAGUCUAAGAAGAAGAAAAAGAAAAAUAAACUGGAUUUAGCCAACAUCAUGAAGUUGUCAGGUAUUGGAGAUGAAGAUGAUAUUGCCAUGUAUGAAGCAGAGGAACAGCCAAUUACACCGUCGGCUGUUGGUCAUGUUCAUUCAGUUGACCAGUUGCAGUCUGAUAGCACUACUCACCCAUCACAAAUGUUGAACAACAUCCCAUCAGCUCCACAGAUUCCUAUGCAGGCAAAUGGCCAGGCAUCACUACGUGUUUCACUAGAGGACUGUCAGGUAGUGUUCCAGCCAACAUCUGAAACACAGCAGAACUCUCCAUCGGGCUCACCACAUCUUGUGUCCACAGGAACAAAUACUGUCAUGGCACAACCUAGCUCUGUUUCAUCCUCAAGCUUGCCCACAUCUCAAGUAAAUCCUGUUCACUUCGUGACAGCGAGCUACAGUUCGAGUACCUCUCAGAACACACAAACAUCACAGUCUGAAAAGUAUCAAUUACCAGCAAAACAGAAUGAUAGUUGUGUGAGUGGUUUGUAUUCUGACCUGUCUCUAAGAAACCAGCAAAGUAGGGACAUCACCUCUGAAGUUGGAGGCAAUAUAGAAGUAGCAGCAAUAACCAGUGCUUCAAAUCCAGUGACGUGUGAUGCAAUACAAAACAAAUCCAGUGGAAAUGAACUUGAGGAUAUUUUUGUAGGAGUCUCGGUAACAGAUCAGUCUGCUAUUAGUGAUAAAUUAGUUAAUUCUCUUCCAAGCAAUAUGAAUGUAAUUGUUGCAGAUGCUGUCAGUACUGUAAUUCCAGCAGUUACUACAUCAACAAAUACUUUAACUACUGUGACUCGAGAAGCAAGUUCGGCACCUAGUGCACAGCCAGUUGGAAAAUCGACACAGGUUUUGUGUACGGCAGUGGCUCCCAGUAAUGUAUCUAGCAGAAAUUCGCAAAAUGAAAGUGUCAGCAUUUUAAUUGGUGGGAACCCAGCCAUUCCACCUUCAGGUUUCAUAUCACAUUCUGUCGUACCAGCAUCAAGAAAUUGUCUGCCACUAGAGUCCUCAAAAUGUACAGAUGGAGAAACAUCCAAACAGACACUAUCUGCUACAUGUGAUAAAGCUGUAAGUGCAAAUCCUCCCGGAAUCUUUAGUUCUGUCGGCCACAGUACGAGCACUAGUGUAGAACGUGUUGCAACAGGGAAUGCUGCCACGACACAAACAGAAAAUGUAGAUGUAGUUUCAACUUCAUCAGGAAAUACAUUAAUAGGCCCACAGGCACAACUUCAAAAUAGCCAACAGUCUACUACAAAAGUUUCAGAUAGACAGUCUACCUUCUUGCCAGUUUCUUCGUCAGCUAGCACUCAAAACACAUGCAGUGCUCCAAAAACUUAUCCUUCAGUAGAUAAUGCACCAACUAUUUUAGGUCUCCAUGCAUUUCACAGUUUACAAGGUUUAGUCUCAUCUGCAACACCAUUGAUGGCAACUAUUCCACCAAUCACUUCAAAUGCAGCUACAACAAAUUCCAGCUAUGGAGGACCGUUGACGUAUACUGGAGCUGAACCUUUGGUAAUAGCACACCACCAGAGUGGCUUGCCGUCUGUAAUUACAGGACCACAACUGCUACAGUGCCUUCAACAAACACAAGGCCAACAGACAGGUUUAAUUAAUAUGUCACAUUUACAGUUAACACAAAAUGCAAUCAGCAAAGUUAUUGGGAGCUCUACAUCUAGCUUGUCAUUCAAUGCUGGUACGGGAACAAUUUUGAUUGGUGGAAAUCCUGUGGAAAAUUUCACAAAUGCUAGUCAGCCAAAAUCGACAUCUGCCGCUGCAGCAGUUAUAAGCAGUGCAAAAUUUAUUCCUCAACCAUCUGUUCUCCUCCAGCAGUUAAACACUGGCUUACGAAGGUGUUCGAGUGAUUCAAAUUCUUCACUUUCCCUUGGAAGUCCUCCAUCUGUGAUUGGUUUAAUCAGUCAACAGACAGCUUCUCAAACAGAGCAGACUAGUAGUCAGCCUAUAAAAAAGGGCCCAUCACAGGAAUCUAUUGAAACGCAGACUGUCUCAAUAGGAGUGCAAAAUUCUAAUUCAAGCAGUUCCAGUUCAUUGCAAGGAUUUCAAAAUACAGUGCUGGAAAGUACAUCUCAUACGAACAAUAACUUUGUUUUGAAUAAAUUUACAAAAUCGGUGCAGUAUAAUAGUAUUCCUAGUGUGUCGCCUACUAUGAGUGCUGCCAAGAAGAAGAAGAAGAGGUAUGAACGAACACCACCAAAAAAUGUCACGUGUGUGUCAUCAGCAGGAAUUUCAAGCAAUAAUACACUGUCAUCAACAAACUGUGUGAGGAACACUGCUCAACAUGUGGAAAAUGGGAACCGUGUUCUCCUGUCAGUGGAUUCCAGCAGGUGUGUGGUUCAAGAACGAUCUGCAGUGAAACCGUGUGGUAGUCACCCUCUUGUGCCGGGUCAGAAUUUUCAAAAACUCUCUGCAGAACCUGUUUCAUCUUCAUCCUCACCUUCAUAUGUUGUUUCCUCACCACAGUUCAGUGUUACGUCGAACAUCAGAGCAGCAGUAGUAUCAACAUUGGCGUCCCCCGGCUCGGUGGUGCAGCCAGAACCGUCACACCAUUCAGCUGCGCUUUGUCAGCAAAGCAAUAUUUCUCCUUCCUCCAACAUAAUUCAUAGAAAUUUGUCUCCUGCCAGUGUUAUGUCUAAUGUAAAUAAAAAUAUAUUACAACAGACAAACAUAAUUCCUGCAACAAAUGUAAAUAAAGGUAACAGUCAUUUUACUUCAAGUCAGGAAAUGAGAAAUUCAUCAUCACAUCAAGUUCCGUCCAUUGUACAGACGAGUUUAUCAACGAAUAGUCUGAUGAUAAGCAAUCAGCCUGAAAUUUUACAGGUAUCUUCUAGCUCAGUUACUGUUAUAAGUAAUGGAAUAACAAGCACAUCUGAAAUUGCUCAAAGGAAGCAAGGCGAUAAUCAUCGUGCAGUGGUUCAGGUUAAUAACUCCCAGCAGACAACCAACUCUACUGGUGGACAGAGCCCUGUUAAAUUUGUGACUAUACAAGAUGAACAUCAACAGGCACCAGCAACACAAAAUGCAAAUCCUACAGCAUGUUCUAUUGGAAACCCACAGCAAACACUGAACAAUCAGUUAUCUCUGAAUAAUAUGAAUCCUAGUGUGCCUCAUCUAGUGCCAAUUCCCUCUAACUCCAUUGCGGUUCAUCCGGGAUCAUCACAUGGUCUUCAGAUACAAGCAGCGGGAACUACUGGGAGUCACGGUCUUUUGCCUGGAAGCAUCAUUCAGAAAGUGCAUACCAUUCAACUCACUCCUCAGAAUCAGAAGCAUUUGAAAGCAAUACAGAUGCAGAUCCAGUCUUAUAUAACAAAGAAGACACUUAUUCCAAAUGACCACGUGUUGCAACAAUUAUUUGAGGAGCAGCAGAGAAUUUUAGCAACUGGGAUACUUGUUCCUACUAUUCCUGGGCAACAUGCACAAGGCUUGCAGUUUGUAACUCCACAAAGCACACAGUUACCAGCUGUAAGGUAUCACCAUCAGAUUGGAAAUCAGAUUAUACCUCUCACCCCGGCGACUCCUCCAAAAAAUCCGAGCGGUGUAUCUGUUCUUAACUCACUUGCUGCCUCUCCCAAUCUUGGUGUUGGAACACAGACAUGCAUGCCACCAGAAGAAUUUCCUCAAACUUCCGCACAUAUGAGUAACAGAACAUCUUGUAAUGGAUCACCGAAUGGCCAGCAGUGUACAUCAAACACAUUUCUGCCAUUAAACAACAAUAAAUCUGCGCUUACCUCUAGUAGUAAAAUUCUACCUAAUCACACAACAGCAGCACUAAAAUCCGUACCAAACACUGUGUUUACAAAUGGCAGCAAGUCUCAUGCAGUAUCAUGUGCUGGUGGAACAAAGCCCCAAGCGAAUUCCUCUCCUGCGUCUCCACCACGUGGUACUAAACGUUCUGCUACAAGUCCGUUGCGGUCUAUAAGCAGAAGCGACCUCAUUGAACAUCAACUGAAAACUGAUCAAACUGAAGCUUCAAUGCCUGAUGUGCAGACACCUUUUUCAAGUUCUCGCGAUGCAUGUAAGCGCCUUAUUCGGUAUCAUGUGUAUAAUGAAAAGGUCUUGAGCCAGAAAGAUUUGGAGAAAGCUGAUGAAAUAUUUGAAGCAACUGCGAAACAUCUGUUAGAUAAAUUUCGGCAAAUGAUGAAUAAAUACAACUAUUUGCUGUUGAUGGAGAGCAUGCGUGAAGUAAACACAUCAGAAUUGAUAAUGAUUGAUCGGAUGUUUGUGGCAGAGGAACAUAAUAUUCUGGAGAAGCUAAAGGAAGAGGAACAGAGGGCAAAAGAAGAACCGGUGACAGCAGAUGUAACAGCUUUGAAAACUGAGCCUGCAGUUGAUAGCCAGAGCUGCAGGUAUCUGAAUUCCGAUUUAGCUGACAUUAGAGAUGUGCGAGUAGUCAUCCAGGAUGUCAUGAAAAAUGAAUCAAUAAAGAGAGAGUUGGAAGAAGACAAAUUCACUGUCAUAAAGAAGGAAAAGUUGGACUUCGAUAUAGACAGUGAUGAAGCGAUGCCAGUGGAGCAGUCUACAUCAGCACUUGUUCCGAAGGUAGAUCAGAAUUAUGAUGAAUGGGAAGAAAUACAAAAGGAGCUAGGAGUAUUUUGUCCCACCUCUCAAUCUUCGUGUACGCUUCAGGAGACCUCUGUUGUUGUAAAAUCUGAAGAAAAUGAGAAUGUCGACAGUUGCUGCCGCCACAUUAAAAUGGAAGCUGAUGAUGACGUGUCACACGGAUUAAAAAAUUUAGAUCCGUUGAAUUGUAGGACUCCUGAGUACAACAGGACUCACGAUAGUGUUCAGAACAUUUCUACAGAUGCGUUAAAAUGUGAACCUAACUCUGAAAAUAUGGACACAGUGCAAAAGUCCUGUGAUAGUGCAUCAAAUGGUGAACUCUGUGAUCUCUAUAACCACAAUAUUCCUAAAUCUGUUACUUCAGAUACUGAAAUUCCAGAAGAUCCAAACUGGGAGAAAAAGUUAGGAGUGGUGUCGGGGGGUCUCAAAAGUAGGUGCUCUAGAGAAAGAGUGGCUGGGGAGAGUGAGCCAUUGAAGUAUUUGAGCCAGUGUGUUGUGAACAAUUUAACUAGUGAUGUUGAAGUGCAAAAGAAAGACAGGCGAGAUAUCUGUGAUACCACUGACAGUACCACAACUUUUGUGCACAAAAGAAAACGCCACAAACAUGAUACUCAUUUUGUCAGUGAACGUAUUAAAGGACUGUCUAAUGUGAUACGUGGAAAUAGGAGAUUUUGUGAAAGUGAACAGGAAAACGAUGACGAGGACAAUGAUGACGACGACGAUGAUGAUGAUGAUGACGAUGAUGAUGAUGAUGAUGACGAUGAUGACGAAGAUGAUGAGGAGGAGGAGGAGGAGGAAGAGGAGGAGGAGGAGGAGGAAGAAAAUGAUGCUUUAAAUGCUCAAGUACAAAGUGCUAUCGAUAGCAUACUGAAUCUGCAACGCUCAGAAGACGGCUACGAAUUACCAUCUGCGAGUGUUGGUGCCGUGAGUGAUGUGAGUGUACUCAACCUGCCGGUAGAUGUAAACUCUGAAGAAAUAGAUCACAAAUAUUCUAGGAAAGUUGCUGAAGAUAAAUUAUUUUCGGAAGAGAGAAGUACAAAGCUUCUUAAGUGUCAAAAAAGGACUACAGCAUCUGUUGUGAAUUCUUGUGUUAAUUCUCCAGUGUCCAUUGAGUAUAGUGGUGAAACAGAUCCUUUCAUAAAUAGGAACUCUACCAUUGUUAUUACUAAUGGUGGUGGUAUGGAAGAAGACAGCAGUGGAAAUGGUGAUGCUGCUUUAGAUGAGGCUGUAAGAAGUAUAUUGACAUCCUGACCUUUGCAAAGCAUGACACAGCCUUUGCUGACCUUUGCAAAUGCACCACUGACUUCCAUUCUCAGCUCAAAUUGGUCAACUUUUUGCUAAGUUGAGUCAUUAUUUUAGAAUAAAUUCAUUAUAAUGUACGUUCUUCUAUAAAAAUGUCAUUUAAGCACAAAUUCUUCACUAUUCUAAAACAUAAAUCAGUAUUUAUUUUAUUAGUGAAAAUUGACCACCUAUGAUCUGUGAGGAAGUCUGUGACAGGCAGUCAGUCAAGCUUCGUUUAACAGCUCUAAAGUGUAAAACCAAUCUUUUGCAUAAAUAUUAUGCUCCAGCAAUGAAAACCUGCAGGUUUUGUUGUUUUUAUUUUAUUGGCAAUUUGUACAUUACUGAACAAUAUUUAAUUUCUGAAAACAUAUUAUGGCUAACGUUUCAAAUAAUGAUGUCAUUUAUGCUGGCCAUAUUUGUGUAGAAAGUAUGGUAUUACACUGUUUACUUAGAUUUGUUUGAUUCAACAGGGAAGUUUGUGUGUGUGUGUGUGUGUGUGUGUGUGUGUGUGUGUGUGUGUGUGAGAGAGAGAGAGAGAGAGAGAGAGAGAGAGAGAGAGAGAGAUAAUCACAUGGGUGAACAUUAAACUGCACACAUUAAUGCUGGAACCCAUGUUUGCGAAUCUGCUCACUGUUUGGCAUUUUGUGGCAUUGUUAUUUCUUAUGUGAAUGGCAGUUAAUAAUAAGUUGGUUUUAAAACUUAAGUAUUACCGGUGUUCUUGCAGUGGGUGAGAAACAUGUUUUAUAUUUGUUUCCAGAAUGUAAUCUAGUCAUUAUCAAUAGUUUCAUGUGGAGUGAUUCCUGAACUUCCAGUAAGACACUGUUACCAUAACUGUUUUGUUGCAGUGCUAGUACAGAUACAAAUGACUGUGUAGGUAGAUGUAGAUGACACUUCUGGAUCAGUUUUUGUCUUCUUUGUUCUUAGGCAGAAUAUUAGUGCUGAGGUUUUAUGAGAUUCAUACAAAAUGUCCAUAUUGCAUGUGAUAGAGAAUAGUUUCUGUAUCUAGAGAAAGUUUGCCUACAGCUUACAAAUAUUGUUUGAACAGCAGAUGGAAUAUAGAGCUGGAAGCUGUGUGUCAUCACAUUCCUUGGUUUUUGUUCCGAGUUUAAGACAAUUAUAAUGAGGAGUACAUACAUGUGCCAUCCAAUAGUCACAUUUUGGACAUACAACAUGAGGGUGGUGCUGCAGUGCAGUACUCUACCCCUCCCCUUCAGCAUACUGUAAUUUGUGGCCUAUCUGUUGUUUUCAAAUAAAGCCACUCAGAUAUUUUCUUUAAGGUGAAUACUCAUACAUUCAUAUCAGUUAUAAAAAAUCAUUUUGUAGCUCUUUCACAGAAGGAAUAAUAUGGUGUCAAAUGAUACACAAGAGAAUUAAACAGAUUGUCUUUAAGGUAAAAAAAAACUAACUCUAUGCAUAUAUCAGUUAUUUGUCCAUAUUAGUUAAAUCACUGUACAACAUAGUCAGCCUGUUCUACCAUGCAAAAGUGGCUAUUCAAAGGACAGAACGUUAUAGCCCAAGCUAAGAAGAACCCAUCUUUUAUUAAAUAAAUUGAACAUGUAUACGUUUUUCUAUGCUUUCAAAGGCAUAGAUUAUUUAUCUCAACUGCAAUCUAAUUAAUAUUGUAAAGUACUGAAUAUUGUUCUUUUUUGUAAUGUAGAGUAGAGAAAAUAAAUAUAUCUUUUAUUUGUCUAGAUCACAAUUUAUAAAGUAUUAGUGGUUUUGAUUGUGCUAGCAGUCAUCAUCGGAUUUUAAUACAGUGUUGAAAUUUGGGCAGUGCACUUCUCUGAUGUGUCGAGUAAGAUGGCGUUUUAAGUUUCUUUUGGUUGACUUAACCCAGAUCCAGAUGAGUUAUGUUCACCACAGGGCUUACUCUCACAAUCUUGUGUCACACACAUCUGUUCUCUUGUGAAGUGUUUCUGUCAUAUUGCUCAUAUGCUUCAGGUUAAGGGUUACAUGCUACCUUUACUGUGCCCUGGUUUAUACUGUGUGACAUCAUCGAAUUUUGUAUAACCCUAAGUUUAACACCAGUGGAUGUUUAAUUACUUUAUCAGUUCAUACCACCACACUGUAAAACAUAAUCAUGGUUGUUUACAAUGUACAGUGUGACAGUGUGCUUUGACAGAGUAAUUAAAUAUCUACCAGUGUUAAAUAAAGCAUUAUGCAAAGAUCAAUAAGAACAUGCAAAGCAUAGCUUUAGCUGUGCCCUUGUUUAUUCUGCGUGACCUCAUUGAUCUUUUAUACUGCUUGAUUUAAUGCUGGUAGAUAUUAAAUUGCUUUGUCAACAUAAACCAGCACACUGUAAAAUGUAAACAACCAUGGUUACGUUUUACGGUGUGAUGUUAUGAUUUGAUAGAAUAAUUAAUCAUCCACUAGUGUUAAGUGUAGGGUUAUGCAAAAAUCAGUGAGGUCACACAGCAAAUGCUGCAUGUAAUCCUGAACCACAAGCACACAAACACUGUGAUAGAAAUACUUCACAUGUUAAAGAGAAAAGAUGUUUAUCUCACAAGAUUGUGAGAGGAAGCCCUAUGGUAAACAUAACUUGUAUGGAUUAAGUGUGUCAGACAAAACAGAGAGCUAGACUUUGGUUUGUGGAGACUGGCCAAAAAUUUUCACUAAAAUUUGAUCUUACUCAAUACAUCAGAGAUGUACACUGCCCAAAUCUCAACCUUGUAUCUAAUAUGAUUACUAUCACAACCGAGACCAGUAAUAUCAUUUUAUAAACUUGUGAUCUAGACAAAUAAAAGUUAUAUAAAAAAUUAAGGUACGUGUUCCACAUUCUUGAUCAUGUCAAACAUAGUUAGAGUAGUGAAAACAUUCAAAUGAACUUAUAAUAGUGGUUCCUUUCUCCUAAGUGGCUAUGCAACUGAUGGUGAAUUCUUUGGAUCAUUGCUGUGAUGAUAGUUGCUUAUCUUUAAGAUAUUUAAUGAUUAUUUUUGAAGAUGAUUCCCUCAAAUCGAAAACAAAUUAUUACAGUUCCUUUGGUGAAGACUCUGGACAUGUACUCAGGAGAAGUGAGGCUUAAAUCCCUUUCUGUUCAUCCUCAUUGAGGUUUUGUAUUUUUUACAUUAAAUCACUUCAAACAAAUGUCAAGGUAGUUUUUUAAAUGCGGCUGUGGUGAAUUUCUUUCCACUUGCCCAAUAUGAGCUAUUUCUCUACUUCUAAAGGCCUAGAUGUCAAUGGAACAUGAAAUUUGAACAUUCCUUUUGUAUAUCAAAACCAUCAGACAUGUUCUGUUACAUUAUAUUCAUUAUGGGCAAGGGAAAAGUUUCAAAAAUAUUACUUCUGUCUCCACUGGGUGUUUCCUUAGUAACUGAAAUUUUUUUGACUGUUAUUGCAGCAUUGUUUAACUAUAUUAUGGAGAAAGGUUUCAAGUUCAUCCUUAAAACAUGUUGCACUUUGAAGGUAUCAAGAUGGCUUGCAUUGUGUUAUUUAACUAUGGCAGUCAAACAUUUAGACCCAAACCUUUGUCCAUACUCAUUAAAUAUUUGUCUCCUUUAUUGCAUUAAAACUAAACAUACAGUGUUUUGCCAUAGUUUCAUAGGAAUGACUAGUACCUGUACUCAUAUGUCAAAAAUGUAUUUUAUUUUAUCUUCACUAACUUACUUAAAUCCAGAGACAGCGGGUGAAUUUUUGCUUUCACCGCUUCAUGUCCAGAGUGUAUAGUCACACUAAAUGUUAAAAACAUCUAUAGUGACAUAAUUUUAAAUGAGGGAAAGUGUACAAGAGAUGAAUUUAUCCAGUUUGAAAUUAAUAGCAUUGUUUGGCUUAGAACCUGCUGGUUUUGCCUUUGUGUGCUUAUGAUAUACUGUGUCACUCAUGGGGAACAAAUUUGAUAUCCUAACUCAUUUUUAGAUAUUCCUCUGUAGUUGUAUUUGUAGCACUGCAACAUUCAGUUCAUGUAAAUGUAAAACUUCAUCAGUGUAACAGGCUUGACAGCAUCUUCUUCUCAGUAUUCAGCAGUCUUUUGCAGGAAUGUAGAUACUAUUAGUACACCACAUUCACUCUGUAAGAAAGUGGAGUAAUCCAAAUGCCAAUCACAAUUUAUGCCGUUCACAUUUUUUUAGUCUGUUUAUUUACUGUGGUUGCUGAUUUUAUAGAUCUCCCCCCCCCCCCCCCCCCCCCU
This is a messenger RNA of Schistocerca cancellata (South American locust), 13148 nucleotides long. RefSeq names its product mucin-5AC-like. The record is from RefSeq and is a predicted model, not a curated record. Gene Ontology annotation, biological process: positive regulation of DNA-templated transcription. The transcript is spliced from 19 exons. Bases 725 to 8995 code for a protein of 2756 amino acids. NCBI's taxonomy places the organism in Eukaryota, Metazoa, Arthropoda, Insecta, Orthoptera, Acrididae. Gene Ontology annotation, cellular component: SWI/SNF complex.